AUGAACCCACAGCAGCAGAUGGACCACAGAGGCCAAGGCCAGUGGACGAUCACUGUAUUCGAGGAGGAGUACUUCCAGGGGAAGAGCUGUGAGUUCAACUUGGAGUGCCAGAACAUCCUGGACCGAAGCUUCAGGAAAAUUCGCUCCAUCAAAGUGGAGGACGGACCGUGGGUGGGGUAUGAGUACCCAGAGUUCCAGGGGCAGCAGUUUGUGUUGGAGAAGGGAGAUUAUCCAUGCUAUCAGGCCUGGAGCGGCAACAGCAGCUACCGUACCGAACAUCUUCUCUCCUUCAGACCCGUGAAGUGUGCUAAUCACAGUGACAGUAAGGUGACGUUGUACGAGUGUGAAGAUUUCCAGGGCCGGAAGUUCGAGGUGUGUGAUGAUUACCCCUCUCUGCAGGCCAUGGGCUGGUGCAGCAAAGAAGUUCCUUCCAUCAAAGUGAACUCUGGAGCGUGGGUAGCGUAUCAGUUCCCCGGGUAUCGUGGGUAUCAGUACAUCCUGGAGAGAGACCGGCGCCAAGGCGAGUUCAGAAAGUAUAAUGAGUUUGGCACUCAGGCUCACACCAACCAGAUCCAGUCCAUCCGCCGGAUUCAGCACUAGAUCCCUCAACGUACCCACGCCCACCCCUCGAACCACAAUGAUCA
Trichomycterus rosablanca is the source of this 644-nucleotide messenger RNA. RefSeq names its product crystallin, beta A2b (gene cryba2b). Lineage: Eukaryota; Metazoa; Chordata; Actinopteri; Siluriformes; Trichomycteridae. Gene Ontology annotation, molecular function: structural constituent of eye lens. The transcript is spliced from 4 exons. The record is from RefSeq and is a predicted model, not a curated record. Gene Ontology annotation, biological process: lens development in camera-type eye; visual perception. The coding region runs from base 1 to 600 and encodes 199 amino acids.